UGGGAGCGGCUGCGGGGUGGGGUGCGGGUGCGGAGGGGACAGCCUGGGCCGGCACCAGGUCACUGGUCACCUCCGGAGAGCCCUGGGCCCGCACCUGGCCAGCUCCCGGGCCCGACUGCCAUGGCUCGCCGAUCCCAGAGCUCCUCUCAGGGGGACAAUCCCCUGGCCCCGGACUACCUGCCCCCCCACUACAAGGAGUACUACCGGCUGGCCCUAGAUGCCCUUGCUGAGGGGGGAGCUGAGGCCUAUCAACGCUUCCUGGCCGAUGAGGGAGCCCCUGAUUUCCUGUGUCCAGAUGAGCUGGAUCAUGUGAGCCGACAUUUGCAGCAGCCACAGCACGCCUCCCGGGAGAAUGCUGCUGCCCGAGGAAGUGCCUCAGGAUCCCUUCCCCAAGCUGAUGGUGAUGUGGACAUGGACGGCUCUUCUGGUACCUACUGGCCUGUGAAUUCAGACCUGGCUGUGCCUGAACUUGACCUCGGAUGGCCUAUGACCUUUGGCUUUCAGGGCACUGAAGUUACCACUCUGGUGCAGCCACCACCACCUGACAACCCUAGCAUCAAGGAUGAGGCCCGUAGGAUGAUCAGAGCUGCCCAACAGGUGGUGGCCAUCGUGAUGGACAUGUUCACAGAUGUAGACCUGCUAAGUGAGGUCUUAGAGACAGCUGCCCGACGUGUCCCUGUCUAUAUUCUCCUGGAUGAGAUGAAUGCUCAGCACUUUCUGGACAUGGCUGAAAAGUGCCGGGUCAACCUGCAUAAUGUGGAUUUCCUCCGGGUUCGCACAGUCUCGGGCCCUACCUAUUACUGCCGCACAGGAAAGUCGUUCAAGGGCCAUGUGAAGGAGAAGUUCCUAUUGGUGGAUUGUGCUGUGGUGCUGAGUGGGAGCUACAGCUUCAUGUGGUCCUUUGAGAAGAUUCAUCGAAGCAUCGCACAUGUGUUCCAGGGAGAGCUGGUAUCCAGCUUCGAUGAGGAAUUCCGCAUCCUCUUUGCUCAGUCUGAGCCAUUGAUCCCUGCAGCUGGAGCCCUGGCCUUGGCCUUGACCCAUGCGGACACUUACGCCCUGACUCCCUAUGGGGGCCCAGGACCCCUAAUGGGGGCUCCUCUAGGAGGACCAGGGUCCUUUUUCCCCAAGCGUGCCCACUUGCUGUUUCCACCACGUGAUGAAGGCCUGGGCUUCCCCUCCUUCUUGGACCCUGACCGUCAUUUCCUGUCAGCCUUCCGUAGGGAUGACCUGCUUCGGCACUCAGGGGGCAUGGGAGACAUGCAUGGGAUGAGGAUGCUUCCACGUCGGCCUGGCAUGGAGAUGGAGGCUGGGCAUGGUGGGGAUCCCAGCACACGUGGCUUCCUCCGUGCCAAGCACCUGGAGAUGGAAGCAGGGCAUGGUGGAGACUCUGGUAAUCGUGGCUUUCUCCGUGCCAAACAUCUGGAGAUGGAGGCUGGCAAUAGUGGGGACCCCAACUCCCGUGGCUUCCUCCGAGCCAAACAUCUGGAGAUGGAUGCCUUCAAGCGGCAUACCUUUGCUGAUGGAGCCAUGGAGAACUUUGCUGCAUCCCGCCAGGUGUCCCGUCAGAUGUUUGUUAGCCACGGUGAUGACUUCCGCUUUCAGACUAGCCACUUUCACCGGGACCAGCUCUACCAGCAACACUAUCAGUUUGAACCCCAGUUCACAGCUACCCGGCCCCAGGGCUUGUUUGAGAAGCUGAGGGCUGGACGUCCAGGUUUUGGGGAGCCUGAAGAUUAUGGCUUAGAGGGGAGUCCCCGUUUCCCAGAGCUAGAGUCAGGUUUUGGCCCUCACCCUGAGGGCCCUGGUGGACACCUGCGGCUGGACUAUGUGCCAUCCAGUGCAUCGAGGGAAGUCCGACAUGGUUCUGACCCUGAACCCCGUGGACUGGAGCCUGGUGCCCCACAGCGCCCUAAUAUUGGGCAAAGGUUCCUUUGUCAGACAUCACCUACACAGAAGCAGAGUUUGGAGCAACGGUGGUUCCCACCAGACACUGACCAAGAAAUGGAACCCAACCGGAAGGGCGGGGCUGAGGGCCGGGCAGGGCUACGCAACUGGCGCAUCUCUUCCUACCUCAGCGGCUGCCACUCUGACGGUGGAGACGAGGGUCUGCCUGGCCCCAUGGAGGCAGAGUCCUAUGAUGAAGUCCUGGGAGAUGCCCCUGGCCGCUAUCCCUUACCCACUGGGGACCUGCUCCCCUCCUCUUUCAGGACUGGGGGGCCCUUUCCCCCAAAGGUUGUAGGUGGGGGGGAUGGCCCAGAGCGAGAGGCGACUGAAGGGGCAGCCUUGGUCAAGCAGGACUCAUUCCGCUCCCGCCUUAACCCCCUGAUCCAGAGGAGCUCCCGGCUUCGCUCCUCCCUCAUUUUCAGUUCAUCCCAAAAGGAGGGACCUGGAGUUGGGGCACCUGGUACUGGGGCUACAAAUGAGAAGGUACAACUCUUCCAGAAGGAGCAGACAGUCAGUGAGACAGUGGGCGAGGGUGGUGAGACAAUCCGGACAGCCUCCUCCUCCAAAGUGGCAGAACUGCUGGAGAAAUACAAGGGCCCUGCCCGGGACAGAGACCGGGACCGGGACCAGGAUAGGACAGGUGGUUUGGUCACUGUUAGCAAAGCAGCAGUGUCACAGUCGUGGCGGGAAGAGACUGGGACAGGUAGCGGGGGUACAGAGCGACGUAGCCUUGAGAGCUGCCUCUUAGAUCUGCGUGACUCUUUUGCCAGUAGGCUGCAUGAAGAGGCUGAAAAACAGCCCGGGGCAGCCACUCUGAGUGCUGCCCAGCUUCUUGACACCCUGGGUCGGGGGACUGACAGACUUCCCUCUCGAUUUCUUGCCUCUGAUGGUAGGGCUGCCCUGGCCCAGGGCAGGGCAAGUCCUCCACCUGAGAGGAAAGGAAGCCCCACACCAGCCUAUCCAGAGAGGAAGGGGAGCCCUGUGCUUGAAAAGAGAGGGAGCCCCACACCAGCCUAUCCAGAGAGGAAGGGGAGCCCUGUGCCACCUGUCACUGAGAGGAAGGGGAGCCCAACUUUGGCCUAUCCUGAAAGGAAGGGGAGCCCUGUGCCACCUGUCCCUGAUAGGAAGGGGAGCCCAACCAUGGCCUAUCCUGAAAGGAAGGGGAGCCCCACCUCGGCCUAUCCUGAAAGGAAGGGGAGCCCCACCUCGGCCUAUCCUGACCAGCGCAGCAGUCCCCUACCUCCAGUGCCUGAACGGAGAAGUAGUCCCAUACCCCCGGUGCCUGAGCGGAGGAGUAGCCUCACAUUUGCUGGGGACACCCAGAAAAUAGGGUCUCCUGGGGAGGAAGAUGCUGGCCGACCGGAGCCCAGUCCCAUGGAGUUCCUGCGUAAGGGAUCACUUCGCCUGAAACAGUUGCUGAGUCCCAAGGGAGAGAAAAGGCUAGAGGAGGAGGGUGGCUUCUUAGGGCCCCAGGAGAAUGGGCAGCCCGAGGGUCCCCGCCGACCAUCAUGGGGAGAUAGCCCAGAGAUAGGAGCAGAGGAACGGGGCUCCAGGCCUCGCCUGGCCUCUGCCACAGCUAAUGCCCUCUACAGUAGCAACCUUCGAGAUGACACCAAGGUGAUACUAGAGCAGAUCAGUGCUCACAGCCAGAAACAUCGUGGCGGGGCUGGAUCUGGGGCUGGGGCAGGGGGCGCAGCCCACAGCAGCCCUGAGCUGUACCGCUCGCCUGCUGCUGCCCUGGAUGCCAGCCGGGCCCAUGAGAUGUCUGACAAGGACAAGUGCUCAGCUAUCUUCCGCUCAGACAGCUUUGGGGGUCAGAGUCGCUUCAGCCGCACGCUGCCGGCUAACCUGGAAGAGCGAGAUACCCUGCUACGGAAGAUGGAGAGUAUGCGGAAGGAGAAGCGUGUCUAUAGUCGCUUUGAGGUCUUCUGUAAGAAGGACGAGGCUGGGGCAGGUGAGGCUGGGGCAGGUGAGGCUGGAGGUGAGACUGAUGCUAGGGACCGCAAGGUGGGCAAGUUCAUGCCCAAGAUCUUGGGCACCUUCAAGACCAAGAAAUGAUCCAAAACCCUGGGAAUCUUUCCUGCCCAGAGUGUCACCAUCAUUGACUCACAUUACCACUAACACUCAAUUCCUUUGUGGGUCCAGUGACUAAGUCAGAUGCCAAGUCUCUAAACAGGGUAGGAUGGGAUAGGGUGGGGAGUGGGUAUUGGAUGUCCCCUUGGGUUUAUGAGGGAGAACAUUGCCUAGAGGUGGACCACCCCCACCCUGACUAUGCUCACAAGUCCAGUGCACUUGGGCAGAUCUAGUCCCCACAAUAAUGUACUACUGCCUUGCCUGCCUUUGGAAUGGGGCUUUACAUUUUGGGGUCACUAUUCCCAUCUGCCCAUCCAAUUAUAUUGGUCUGUCCAUCUGUUCAUUUUCUAUAUCCUCCUUUACUCAAAAGCUCUUACCUUCAAUUGGAAGGUGUAUACUCUGUUCCCACUCCCCCCUUGCCCCACCUCCACACGCUGAUCUGCUUAACUCUGUGCCUCUCCCUUCUCCCACUGGUCUGCUCAACUCUCUGCCUCUCCCUUCUCCCACUGGUCUGCUCAACUCUCUGCCUCUCCCUUCUCCCACUGGUCUGCUCAACUCUCUGCCUCUCCCUUCUCCCACUGGUCUGCUCAACUCUGCCUAGUGUGAUUGCUCGCUCUCUCUUGUGCUCUCUCACUCUCUGUCUCUGUCUCUCUUCCUCUCUCCCCAGCCUGUUAAUGCAUCUCUCAGUCUGAGGAAUUUGGAAGUAACAAAUCCUCCUCCGAACAGAGCCCUACAGUUUAUGAAGAGUAUUCACACACUAUCCUCAUCACGGCCUUCUGAGGUGUUUUUCCAGGUUAUACAGCUUAGGAAACUGGACCUGGAACAAGAGACCAGGUUUUCUGGCUCCUUGUCUAGUGCUCUUUUCCACUGUACCAAGUUGCCUUUCCAAUAGAGAGACAGGGUGGAAAGUCUUUGCUCUGUGAGGGUGUAUAUGUCUUCUCCCAGGCGAACUUUUCCCUGCUUAGGGGAGGGAGGAGGGAACAUGAGGGCAGGGAGAAGCCUAUCUUGUAGCAUUUACAAGGAAGGUAGCCUUACCAGCACCAGGUACUGUGUGGAGCACCCAGGAGGCACUUAAUAAAAACUGGUUGAUUUGCAGGUUGGAUGGGGUGGGACCCUGGGGAGGUAUAGGCUUUGGUUGGGUCUCCAGAAAAGGGAGCUCAGUGCUGCCUGAGGUUCUGAGCUAGCAUCAUAUUCUUAGAUGGAUGUGUGUCUCUGUGGGUAUUGAAGAGGGUCCCCAACGAUGAUGGACCUAAGAUGCUAGGAGAGUUCCCCCUGGGGAGGGGAUGGCACGACUCAGUGCCUGGGUGUCCUCUGCCCUCUCCAGGGAACCGGGAGAGGGAGGGAUGAGGGAAGACUAAUUUGCUGCAUCAAUAAAUUAGACUUGAA
This is a messenger RNA of Dromiciops gliroides (monito del monte), 5403 nucleotides long. RefSeq names its product family with sequence similarity 83 member H (gene SACK1H). NCBI's taxonomy places the organism in Eukaryota, Metazoa, Chordata, Mammalia, Microbiotheria, Microbiotheriidae. Gene Ontology annotation, molecular function: keratin filament binding. Gene Ontology annotation, biological process: positive regulation of cell migration; intermediate filament cytoskeleton organization; protein localization to cytoskeleton. Gene Ontology annotation, cellular component: keratin filament. The transcript is spliced from 5 exons. The record is from RefSeq and is a predicted model, not a curated record. The coding region runs from base 121 to 4002 and encodes 1293 amino acids.